This is a messenger RNA of Bacillus rossius redtenbacheri, 11165 nucleotides long. It is a transcript of the gene ft, whose product is annotated as cadherin-related tumor suppressor. Gene Ontology annotation, molecular function: cadherin binding; calcium ion binding. The record is from RefSeq and is a predicted model, not a curated record. The transcript has 19 exons. Bases 1 to 10611 code for a protein of 3536 amino acids. Gene Ontology annotation, biological process: homophilic cell-cell adhesion; cell morphogenesis; calcium-dependent cell-cell adhesion. Gene Ontology annotation, cellular component: plasma membrane; adherens junction; catenin complex. Lineage: Eukaryota; Metazoa; Arthropoda; Insecta; Phasmatodea; Bacillidae.
AUGGGAAACUCAAAAACCAAGAAGGUGACGGACACCAACGACAACCCGCCGGUCUUCUCGGCCGCCGCCUACUCGUUCGACGUGCCGGAGGACGCGGCGCGCGGCGCCGAGGCGGGGCGCGUGGAGGCGCGGGACCUGGACCAGGGCGUCAACGGCCACGUCACCUACACCGUCAUCUCGGACUGGGGCAACGACGUGUUCUCGCUGAACCCGCAGUCGGGCGCCUUCUCGCUGGCCGCGCGCCUCGACUACGAGGAGGUGCAGCACUACAUCUUCGUGGUGCAGGCGCAGGACUCGGGCCGCCCCAGCCUCUCCUCCACCGCCACGGUCUACUUCAACGUGGUGGACCUGAACGACAACGCGCCGCUCUUCGACCCCAUGAGCUACAGCGACGAGGUGCUGGAGAACGUGACCGCGGGCAGCGCCGUGCUGGCCGUCAGCGCCACGGACCUCGACUCAGGCUUCAACGGGCGGAUCGAGUACAGCAUCGCGGCGGGCGACGAGCAGGGGAACUUCGGCAUCGCGCCCAACGGCACUGUGUUCACGGCGCGCGCGCUGGACCGCGAGACCUCGUCGCUGCACAACCUGGUGGUGAUGGCGCGCGACCAGGCGCGCCCGCCGCAGACCCCGCUGUCCGCCACUGUGCAGGUGACGAUCGUGGUGCGCGACGUGAACGACAACUCGCCCGAGUUCGUGUCGCCGAACCGCACGGCCGUGGCGGAGAACACGCCCGCCAACACGGUGGUGAUGGUGGUGAAGGCGACGGACCGCGACGAGGGCCGCAACAGCUACGUGGAGUACUCGCUGGCGCCCGACCCCAUGUUCUCGCUGGGGCCCGCCGACGGGCUGCUGCGGGUCACCGGGCGGCUGGACCGCGAGUCCCGCUCCAGCUACACGCUGUGGGUGACGGCGAAGGACCGCGGCUCCCCGCCGCGCGUCACCCGCCUCGCGGUGCUCGUCGUCGUCACCGACGAGAACGACAACAGCCCCGUGUUCGACCCGCGCCAGUACAGCGCCUCCGUGCCGGAGAACGCCAGCAUCGGCGCCAGCGUGCUGCAGGUGUCGGCGACGGACGUGGACGAGGGCGCCAACGGGCGGCUGCGCUACUCCAUCGCCGCGGGGGACGACAACCGCGACUUCAGCAUCGGCGAGGACACGGGCGUGCUGCGCGUGGCCAAGAACCUGGACUUCGAGCGGCGCGCGCGCUACGUGCUGACGGUGCGCGCGCAGGACCGCGCCGGCGCCGCGGCCGACGACGACGACUCCUCCGUCUCCUCGGCGCCGCGCUUCGACGUCGCCACCGUCGCCGUGCAGGUGUCGGACGUGAACGACAACCCGCCGGUGUUCCUGGACUCGCCCUACCUGGCGCACGUGGUGGAGGGGGUGGUGCCGCCGCGGGUGUGCCGCGUGCGCGCGCACGACGCCGACUCGCCGCCGCACAACGACCAGGUGCGCUACUUCCUGAAGGAGGGCGGCGCCGACCUGUUCCGCGUGGACGCCGCCACGGGCGACAUCAGCCUGCAGCGCGCGCUGGACCGCGAGCAGCGCGCUGAGUACCUGCUGUCCGUCGUCGCCAUGGACACCGGCUCGCCGCCGCUGACGGGCUCCGGCACGGUGCGCGUGGUGGUGCAGGACGUGAACGACCACAGCCCGCAGUUCGAGCGCCAGUCCUACUCGGCCAGCGCGCUGACAGAGUGCCGGCGUGUGUCCGCAGGCUCGCCGCCGCUGACGGGCUCCGGCACGGUGCGCGUGGUGGUGCAGGACGUGAACGACCACAGCCCGCAGUUCGAGCGCCAGUCCUACUCGGCCACCGCGCUGACAGAGUGCCGGCGUGUGUCCGCAGGCUCGCCGCCGCUGACGGGCUCCGGCACGGUGCGCGUGGUGGUGCAGGACGUGAACGACCACAGCCCGCAGUUCGAGCGCCAGUCCUACUCGGCCAGCGCGCUGACAGAGUGCCGGCGUGUGUCCGCAGGCUCGCCGCCGCUGACGGGCUCCGGCACGGUGCGCGUGGUGGUGCAGGACGUGAACGACCACAGCCCGCAGUUCGAGCGCCAGUCCUACUCGGCCAGCGCGCUGACAGAGUGCCGGCGUGUGUCCGCAGGCUCGCCGCCGCUGACGGGCUCCGGCACGGUGCGCGUGGUGGUGCAGGACGUGAACGACCACAGCCCGCAGUUCGAGCGCCAGUCGUACUCGGCCAGCGCGCUGACAGAGUGCCGGCGUGUGUCCGCAGGCUCGCCGCCGCUGACGGGCUCCGGCACGGUGCGCGUGGUGGUGCAGGACGUGAACGACCACAGCCCGCAGUUCGAGCGCCAGUCCUACUCGGCCAGCGCGCUGACAGAGUGCCGGCGUGUGUCCGCAGGCUCGCCGCCGCUGACGGGCUCCGGCACGGUGCGCGUGGUGGUGCAGGACGUGAACGACCACAGCCCGCAGUUCGAGCGCCAGUCCUACUCGGCCACCGCGCUGACAGAGUGCCGGCGUGUGUCCGCAGGCUCGCCGCCGCUGACGGGCUCCGGCACGGUGCGCGUGGUGGUGCAGGACGUGAACGACCACAGCCCGCAGUUCGAGCGCCAGUCCUACUCGGCCAGCGCGCUGACAGAGUGCCGGCGUGUGUCCGCAGGCUCGCCGCCGCUGACGGGCUCCGGCACGGUGCGCGUGGUGGUGCAGGACGUGAACGACCACAGCCCGCAGUUCGAGUGCCAGUCGUACUCGGCCAGCGUGCCGGAGAACCUGCCCGCCGGCAGCCCCGUGCUGCGCCCCGUCGCCUCGGACCGCGACGAGGGGCUCAACGCCCGGAUCAGGUACAGCCUGCUGGGGGAGAACGCGGACAGGUUCGCCGUGGACCCGGACUCGGGGCUGGUGACGACGGCGGCCCCACUGGACCGGGAGCGCGCCGCCCGCUACCACCUGACGCUCGUGGCGCGCGACUCCAGCGAGGCUGAGCCCCGGGCAUCCGCCGUCAACCUCACCGUGCUGGUGCUGGACGACAACGACAACUCGCCGAGCUUCUCCGCCGAGCGCUACGCCGUGCACGUGCCGGACCGCACCCAGCCCGGUCAAUUCGUGUUCGGGGCGAAAGCAGUGGACGCGGACAUCGAUGACAACAGCCGCAUCGUGUUCUCCUUGGCGGGAGCCGACGAGGCCAAGUUCACCAUCGACGAGAAGACUGGCGUCAUCAAGGCCGCGAAGGAGCUGCGGGGGGAGAGACCUUUCAGGCUGCAGGUGAAGGCGACGGACAGCGGCGCGGAGCCGCGCGCAGCCCUGGCGCUGCUGGACGUGUACCUGCGGCCGGGCGAGCUGUUCCCCACCGUGUCGGCGCCGCAGAAGCUGUUCACGCUGCCCGAGGACGCGGCGGCGGGCCAGACGCUCACGCAGCUGUCGGCCAGCUCGCCCAAGGCCGGGCCCACGGGCAGGGUGCGGUUCCGCGUGGCGGGCGGCAACGCCGGGGACGCGCUGCGCGUGGACCCGCUGACGGGCGAGGUGCUGGUGGCCGGCGCGGGGCUGGACUACGAGGCGGCGCGGCGCUACGUCGUGUGGGCCGAGGCGCGCGACUCGGACAUCCCGCCGCUGGGCAGCGUGCUGCAGCUCGUCAUCGACGUCACCGACGCCAACGACAACGCGCCCGUGCUGGACAGCUCGCUGUACAACGCCACCAUCAUGGAGGAGGAGAGCCCGCCGCAGACCGUGAUAACCAUCCGGGCGACGGACCCCGACUCGGGCGUGAACGGCGAGGUGACCUACCGCCUGGUGAGCGACGAGGAGGGCACCUUCGAGAUGGACGAGCGCAGCGGCCAGAUCUCGACGGCGGCGCGCCUGGACCGCGAGACGACGGACGGCUACCGGCUGGUGGUGGAGGCCGUGGACGGGGGCUCGCCGCGGCUCACGGGCUCGGCCACGGUGCUGGUGACGGUGCUGGACAGGAACGACAACCCGCCGCGCUUCACGCGCCUCUUCAGCGUCAACGUGACGGAGAACUCCGAGCCGGGGGCCUUCGUGAUCCAGGUGACCAGCUCGGACCUGGACGAGGGGGAGAACGCCAACGCCUCGUACAUCCUGGCGGACAACCCCGGCGGCAAGUUCGUCAUCGACCCCUUGACGGGCAACGUGACUGUGGCCGGCCCGCUGGACCGGGAGAUGCAGGACGAGUAUCUGCUCAAGGUGGCAGCGGUUGACGGGUCAUGGCGGGCGGAGACACCGCUCACCAUCACGAUCAUGGACCAGAACGACAAUGCGCCGGAGUUUGAGCGGGCGAGCUACAGCUUCAACUUCCCGGAGCUGCAGCACCGCGCAGUGUUCGUGGGGCAGGUGGCAGCCACGGACCGCGACAAGCAGGGCCCCAACUCCAUCAUCUCGUACUCGCUCAAGCACCCGUCUGACCUCUUCACCGUGGACCCGGCCAGCGGCGAGCUCUUCUCCAAGAGGAGUCUCAGGUACAAGCACACGGCCCUGGAGUCAUCGCCCGAGAACCAGUACAUCCUGACCGUGAUGGCAACGGACAACGGCAAGCCUCCCAUGUCGUCGGAAUGCCUGGUGACCAUCAACGUGGUGGACGCCAACAACAACCCUCCGCAGUUCGAGCGAAGGGACUACUUCAGCCCCGUGCCGGAGGAGGCGAGCGUCGGUCUGCAGGUCGUCAAGAUGCUGGCUCGGGACGACAAGGACUUCGGGGUGAACGCGGAGAUAGAGUACCUGAAGACGGGCGGCAACGGGUCGGAGCUGUUCGACGUGGGCAGGACCUCCGGGUGGAUCACCGUGGCCCAGCCGCUCGCGGGCAGGCUGCUCCAGUACCACACCCUGAACGUGAGAGCCAUCGACAAGGGAGUGCCGCCGAGACACGACGAUGUGGCCGUCACCUUGGUGGUCACCGGGGAGAACAAGUUCACCCCCGUGUUCACGGCGCUCAGCUACCAAGUGAUAGUCCCGGAGAACGAGCCCGUCGGAUCGCCGAUACUCACGGUCGCAGCGUCCGACGACGACGAGGGUCCCAACGGGAUGGUCCGCUACAGCAUCUCCAGCGGCAAUGAGAGGUACGAGUUCAGCGUGGAGGCUGCGAGCGGGGCGGUGAUCAUCGGCAAGCCUCUGGACUACGACACGGUGCAAGAGUACCGGCUCAACAUCACGGCGAGAGACUUGGGCUUCGAGUCCCACGAGGCGACUGCCACGCUGACCAUCACGCUGACGGACAUCAACGACAAUGCCCCGGUGUUCAACCAGACGUCGUACGAUGCGUUUCUUCCUGAAAACAUGCCUCCUAAGUCAUUUGUUUAUCGCCUGCAGGCUCACGAUGCCGACUCGCCAAAAAAUGCCAUCAUUCAAUACUCCAUCAUCGGGGGCUCUGGGAAGGACGUCUUCAGUAUUGAACCUAAGACUGGAGAAAUUCUAUCAAAGGACAGUUUUGAUUUUGAGGAAAAGAACUUGUACCUAUUAGAUAUACUCGCUGCCAACCCUGAUUCGCCCAUGUUUGGCUCGACCAAGGUACAAGUGCACAUCACCGGGAGGAACGAAUUCUAUCCCCACUUCAUGCAGCCAGUUUUUCAUUAUGAUGUUUCUGAGUCUGCAGAAGUUGGCACCAGCAUCGGCAUGAUACAGGCCACCGACCAAGAUGCCGGAGAAGAUGGGAAGGUUUACUACCUGUUUGUUGGUUCAAGCAACGACAGAGGAUUUACCAUCAAGUCAGAUACUGGAGAAAUUAGGGUGGCCCGCCACUUGGAUCGUGAGACGCAGAGCAGAGUGGUGCUAACAGUCAUGGCGAAGAACGCUGGAGGAAUACGUGGCAAUGACACGGACGAAGCACAAGUGAUAGUUACCGUGCAGGAUGGCAACGACCCUCCAGAGUUUCUCCAGGCCGAAUAUGAUGGAGAGGUGUCCGAAGGUGCGGCUGCUGGCACACAAAUAGUGCAAGUAAAGGCGGUUGACAAAGAUGUGAGGCCUCAAAACAAUCAGUUUUCCUAUUCCAUCAUCGGAGGAAACAUUGGGCAUGUUUUCAAAGUGGAUCCCCAAACAGGAGAGGUCGAAACCACUUCGAGGCUGGACAGGGAAACAUCUGCAGAGUACCUGCUGACUGUCGGAGCCAUAGACACUGGAACACCUCCUCAAACCGGCACCACAAUGGUACGGAUAUCGGUUUCCGACAUCAACGACAAUGGUCCCGUCUUAGAUCCUCUGAUCACGGUGGGCUACGUGUCAGAGAACGAACCCCCUGGUACGAGCAUCAUCACGCUGGCCGCAACAGACCCUGACUUGCCUCCAAACGGUGCCCCCUUCACCUUCCAGUUGGCCGGAGGAAGGCAUCUCGACAUGGUCUCCGUGGAGAAGCAUACUGGGGUUGUGAAGACAACCAAGAUUCUCGACAGAGAGCAAACACCCAAACUGGAAAUAAUGGUUGAAAUAGAGGACAGUGGUCAGCCGAGGAUGAGGUCGCAGCAUCCCGUCUCCAUCGUUGUGCUGGACCAGAAUGAUAGCCCUUCCACUCCGCGCUCCGUCCACGUCAUCGUCAACACCUUCAACAACGUCUCGCCUCUGGGCAGGAUCGCGGAUGUGCACCCCAACGACCCGGACACAACCGGGGACUACCACUGCCGCCUGGUGGGCUCCAUCCCCCCUCGCGGCGCGCCCCUCGCCAUCCCCAGCGGCUGCCACCUGCACACCUCCAAGGUCGUGCCGGGGGCCAGCUACUCGCUCAGCGUGUCCGGGAACGACGGUCGCCACGCAGACGUCGUCUCCUCCGUCACCGUGGAGUACGUGCCCUUCGACAACUCCACCGUCCAGAACAGCAUCACCCUGCGGAUCGAGAACAUGACCGCUUCCAAGUUCCUGGCGCUCUUCUUCAAGGGCUUCGUGGACAUCCUGAAGUCGGCGUUCGCGUCGGGCGACGCGCCGCACCUCUACGCCCUCCACGAGGUCAAGAAGGGGCUGGAGCUGAGCGUCGCGGUGAAGGGUGCGAAAGGGUACGAGAAGCAAGCCCGAGUGAGCGAUGCCAUCGCCAAGAAAAGGUCCUCCUUGCAAGAGAUGCUCCAGCCGUCGGCGGUCGUGGUGGGGUACUCGCCGUGCCAGCAGGCGGAUGCGUGCGACAACGGCGGCUACUGCACGGAAGGAAUCAGGGUUCACGCGGACGAGACCACGGUGACGGACAGCGAAGCUGUCGUGUUCACGUCGCCGCUGGUGAGCCACGACUUCUCGUGCCGGUGCGCGGAGGGCUUCACGGGCAAGCGCUGCGACCGGCGCCAGGACCCCUGCUCCCCGGACCCCUGUCUGCACGGCGCGACGUGCCGCCGGCUGGGCCACGACUUCCAGUGCGCGUGCCCCCCGCUCAGGGAGGGCCGGCUGUGCGAGACGGAGCGGGGCGACGUCUGCGACGGGAGCCCCUGCCAGAACGGGGGGUCCUGCCGGGAGAGCCCGGAUGGCUCCAGCUUCUUCUGCCUGUGCCGGCCCGGCUACCGGGGCAACCGGUGCGAGGCGGCGGCCGACUCCUGCCGCCCGAACCCCUGCAUGCACGGCGGGCUCUGCGUCAGCCUGAAGCCCGGCUACAAGUGCAGCUGCCCCGAGGCUCGGUACGGGCGCCACUGCGAGCGCUCCACCUUCGGCUUCCGGCCGCUCUCCUUCAUGGCGUUCCCGCCGCUGGACCCCGCCACCAACGACGUCUCCGUGGUGUUCUCCACCACCAAGCCGGACGCGCUGCUCGUCUACAACUUCGGGCACCAGACAGGCGGGAGGUCGGACUUCGUGGCGGUGCAGCUGGUGGCGGGCCGGGCCAUGUUCUCGUACGGAGGCGCUCGGACCGCUAUCACGGCGGUGACGGUGGCGAGCCGCAGCCUGAGCGACGGCGAGUGGCACAAGGUGACCGCCACCCGGAACGGCAGAGUGGUGUCGCUGAGCGUGUCCAACUGCACGGACAGCGGAGACGUGUGCCAGGAGUGCCGACCUGGGGACAACACCUGCUACGCUGAUGACGUGGGACCAGCGGGCACGCUCAACUUCAACAACCAGCCGAUGUACGUGGGGGGCGUGCCCUCGGCCAACCCGGUGCUGGAGCGGCCGGGCCAGGUGAGCUCGGACGACCUGGUGGGCUGCGUGCACGGCGUGUCGGUGAACGGCCGCGCCCUGAACCUCAGCGCGCCGCUGCAGUCGCGCGACGUGGACCCCACGUGCGGGCGGGCGCGGGGGGGUCCCUGCAGGGCCCGGGCCCCGUGCGGGGGCGACUGCCUGGACCGCUGGGGGCACGCCGAGUGCUCCUGCGGCCCGCUGCUGGCCCCCGACUGCGACCGCGCGCUCGGGCCGGUGCACGUGGGGCCCGGCGGGGGCUUCGCAGAGUUCCCCGUCUCGGAGCAGCACCGCCGCAUGCAGCUGCUGGAGGCCGUGUACCGGGGCUCCAGCCGCUGGGAGCGGGAGCCGGGCGUCCCCGGGGGCUCGCCGGCGCCCAAGAGCCUCGGCGUCACCUUCCGGACCUGGCGGCCCGACGGCCUGCUGCUGUACAGCGCCACCCACAAGGACUACACCUCCGUGGAGCUGCGCGGCGGCCGCCUGGUGUACGUGUCGCGGCUGGGCGCGGCGCGCUCACCCGUCAACAUGACGGCAGGCGGCGGGGAGGACGAGGGGGGACCCGGCCUGGCGGACGGCCGCUGGCACAACGUGACGCUGCACGCCCACCCGGCGCGCGGCGUGCGGCUGCUGGUGGACGGGGCGCGGGUCGGUGACGAGCUGGAGCUGGCCGGCGUGCACGACUUCCUGGACGCCUACCUCACGGCGCUGAGCGCGGGCGGCGCGCGGCCGGGGCUGCCCGGCGCCCUCCCCGCGUCGGACUUCGAGGGCUGCCUCGCCAACUUCAGCGUGAACUACGAGAUCCAGCCGUUCAACGGCUCGGGCAGCAUCUUCCCGACGGUGAUCCUGCACGGAGCAGUGUCGCCAGGGUGCGUCGGCCCGGCCGGCGUGGGGACGGCAGCCGCCCGCGACCCGCUGAGCAUCGGCAUCACGCUGGUCAUCGUGUUCUUCGUGAUCCUGCUGGUCGGCAUCCUGGUGAGCUUCGUGGUGUUCCGCCUGCGCCGCCAGAACCGGGAGAAGAAGGGCGGUGGCCCGGGGCACACCAAGCAGAACGGGGGCGCCGCGCUGGGCGCCGGCGGGGAGGGGGGCGUGCUGGGCCGGGCGCUGCACGCCGAGGGGGGCAACGUGGGCGGCUUCCUCCCGGACAACGGGGAUGUGAUGAGGAGCGUGGGCGGGGGGCACCACCUGGUGGGGCCCGAGCUCAUCUCCAAGAAGUACAAGGAGAGGGAGAUAGUCGCGGCGGAGCCCCGGCCGCAGAGGCCCGACAUCAUCGAGCGAGAGGUAGUGAACAAGUCCAUGCAGAUGCGCGAGGAGCACCACCCGCCCCUGCCGCCGCCCGCCCAGCCGUCGCAGGGCGCCGCCGACCUGGAGGUGCCCGAGCACUACGACCUGGAGAACGCCAGCUCCAUCGCCCCGUCCGACAUCGACAUAGUGUUCCACUACAAGGGGUACCGCGAGGGUGGCAACGUGAGGAAGUACAAGGCGGCGCCACCCCACCUGCCCCCGCCCAACACGGGCUACCACCACAAGCACCAGGGGGCGCAGCAGUCGCAGCACCGCCACUCCCCUCACGGCUACAGCCCGCGCACGGUGGUGCCGCCCCCGCCCGUCAACAGGGUGGACUCCCCCUCCGCGGCCGCCAACGCCGCCGCGUCCAACGGCAAGCUGGCACUGCAGCACCAGAGCACGCCCCUGGCGCGGCUCAGCCCCAGCAGCGAGCUGUCCUCCCAGCAGGCCCCGCGCAUCCUCACGCUGCAGGACAUCAGCGGCAAGCCCCUGCAGUCGGCGCUGCUGGCCACCACGUCCUCGUCGGGCGGCGUGGGCAAGGACGCCCUGCGCAGCAACAGCGAGCGCAGCCUCAACAGCCCCGUCAUGAGCCAGCUGUCGGGCCGCAGCAGCUCCGCGGGCGGCAAGAGCCCCGGCGACGCCACCGCCCCGCCCAUGGGCCUCACCGCCGAGGAGAUAGAGAGGCUCAACUCGCGGCCGCGCACCUCCAGCCUCGUCAGCACGCUCGACGCAGUGUCCAGCUCCAGCGAGGCCCCUCGCGCCCGAGGGCGGCUCCUGGAGCCGGGCGGGGGAGCUCCCGCCCCCCUCCACCACCGCGUCGACCUGCCGGACGCUCGCCUCGACCGCGACUCCUCCACCACCACGGACGAGAGCGGCAACGACUCCUUCACCUGCUCCGAGUUCGAGUACGACAACACGGACAAGCGGGGCGACGACACGGACCGAGGCGUGGACACUUCGGGCGGUGGCGGCAAGCCUCCCCUCCCCCCGGUGCCCGUGGCGUACGACGGCUUCGACUCCUCCUUCCGCGGCUCUCUGAGCACCCUGGUGGCGUCCGACGACGAUCUCUCCACGCACAUGGGCGCUCCGCUCUACAGGCCUCACAACGGCUCUCCCUCGUCGACCGCGGCGCUGGGGUGGGACUACCUCCUGAACUGGGGACCCAACUUCGAGUCCCUCGUGGGGGUGUUCAAAGACAUCGCCGAACUACCGGACAGCGUGAAUCCCCGAGGGGCCGGCUCCUUGAGGCUGACCAACAGUGCGCCCAAACCUUCCGAAGAAUACGUGUAACUAGAACGUUUUCACAUUCGAAUAGUUGCAUUGUUUUCCUUCCUCCCCGAAAAUGCCAUAUAUAAUAGUAAGAAUCCUUUGUGUACAUACAUCUUGUAAGAUACUAUCAUUUUGUAAACCUAAUUGUACUUUUAUAAAUAUGUAUGUAUAAACGAUUAAGUCCCUACCAUCAGUUGGUAUACUUAUUUCCUUGCAUCAAGGCAACUUGUCAAUCUUAGGGAUAUUAGAUUAUUUGAUACUAUCUUUUAUACAUUUGUGAGAUAACGAUUGAAAAUAUGUGAAACAAAUAUUUUUAAAUUCUUACCGUCUUACACUCUGAUUCAUCAUGGCUUGUACUGACAUCUAGCAAAUUGGCACAAAAUAAUUUUAAAUUGUCAUUCUUAACUUGUGUGUUAGUACUGCAGCAUGUAAAUAUGUAUGUCAGUUUGUGCAAUUGUUAAAUGUCAUUGUAAUUAAAAGUGUGAAUAAUGUUGCAGGAAUGAUGUUUUAUAACUCUGAUGAAAAUUAAACAAAAAAGACAAUUUUUAUUUUAGCCAUAACUAGUGCCAAAUUGA